UUUGGCGUCGUCAAUGAGGUUAGUUUACGGUCGCGAUGAGAUUAUAGAGAGAGAGAGAGAGAGAGAGAGAGAUCCAGAAAACAUGGCGUGGUUAGCCAGAUCCAUUGCGAAUUCUCUGAAGAUCGACGAAGAAGAAGAAGACGAGAAAGAAACGAUUGAAGAUCCCGGUUCCGAUAAGCCGUCUUCACCGUCGGCGUUGAAAUCGCAGUCACCACGAGGCGUGAAGGAAGACAUCUCCGAACUCACAAAGACCUUUAGAAGUCAGCUAUGGGGUGUCGCCUCGUUCCUCGCACCACCGCCUUCUUCCUCCGAUCCGACGGAUGAGGAGACACGGAAGUCGUCGGAUCUCGCGGAGGGGGACGAGGAUCUGAUGGCUGGGAUGAGGAGCGAUUUCGUGGAGAUCGGAGGUAGGUUCAAGACCGGGAUCUCGAAGCUCUCGGGGAACUUGCCUGUAUCGGAGAUUACGAAGAUGGCUUCGAGUUUCUGGCAAGGAGGGGAUUCGGAAGAGCGUGAUGGUGUUGGAGAUGUGAUUGGUGUGACGGAGGAAGUAGUUGGGUUCGCGAGGGAUCUUGCUCUGCAUCCUGAGACGUGGCUUGAUUUCCCCUUCCCUGAAGAGGAUAAUAACUUCGAUGACUUUGAGAUGACUGAUGCUCAGUAUGAGCACGCGCUGGCUGUGGAAAGGGUUGCAACGGGUCUAGCUGUUUUGCGGAUCGAGCUUUGCCCAGCGUACAUGAGCGAGUAUUGCUUCUGGAGGAUUUACUUUGUACUUAUGCAUCCUAAGUUCAGCAAGCAUGAUGCCUUGCUUCUCUCUACUCCUCAGGUGCUUGAAUCAAGAGCAUUGUUAUCUCAUGAGCUGCUGCAUAAGAGAAACAAAGCUGCAGUAGUGCUGCCAGAGACUAGUGGUGAUACAGGAACUGCUAAUGCCAAUGAGGAACCACUUACUGUGUCUUCAUCAGAGCCAGUCAAGACCAUCUCUGUCGAAACAAUACAUUCGAGUGAGACAUCUGAGGUUGAGACGGAAAAGCACCCAAUCGAGAACAAGCCAGUCACUGGAUCUUCACCUAGAGUCGUUCAAGUCGAUGAUGAUGAUGAUGAUGAUGAUGUUGAUGACUGGUUGAAGGAUGAAGAUAAUGCCGGAACUGUUAGCUCCACCGUAGCAACCAAACAUGUUGUGGAUGAGGAUGAAGAUGUAACGUUCAGUGAUCUUGAAGAAGAUGACGACGAUGUGCCAGUGAAUUACAAGAAAUGAUUCUUGAAUCCUCAGCCCUACGAAGUUAAGUUUUAUUUAAACGCUGCCUGUUGAAGAAGAUUGUGCCACGGCCGGGCUCAGGUAAGCCGGAAGAAGAAAAGAAUGAAGGCACUAGUGUUGAUGACAAAACUUUGAUGCAGUAUUGUGUGAUCUGUGACCCUUACUAUCCGUUUAAUUGCAAUUAUGUUUGUGUACGCUCUCUUUCGAGAACCUGCCGGGCUUGUAAAUAAACCAGCACCAUGUCAUGAUAAUUAGUUAUGCAAAAAUAUACGAAAUGUAUGUAAGUGUUACGUAAAUAACGGGAAAGUCUGUAUUUUUAUUAGACAAUAAGGAGUUUUUUAUACAAGGAA
Messenger RNA from Brassica napus (rape), 1599 nucleotides. RefSeq lists its product as uncharacterized. The record is from RefSeq and is a predicted model, not a curated record. Lineage: Eukaryota; Viridiplantae; Streptophyta; Magnoliopsida; Brassicales; Brassicaceae. The coding region runs from base 14 to 1249 and encodes 411 amino acids. The transcript is spliced from 3 exons.